This is a messenger RNA of Temnothorax curvispinosus, 573 nucleotides long. RefSeq lists its product as uncharacterized. The record is from RefSeq and is a predicted model, not a curated record. Gene Ontology annotation, molecular function: nucleic acid binding; zinc ion binding. The annotation marks the transcript as partial. NCBI's taxonomy places the organism in Eukaryota, Metazoa, Arthropoda, Insecta, Hymenoptera, Formicidae. The transcript has 2 exons.
AGAUACUUUACGAGAAACAAGAAAAGAUGGUUGAGAAAAUGGACAAUUCGAUGCAGAUGCUGGAUAAAGUAAUGAAGAAGGCCACCGAGAUGAUGGAGAAUAUGGUGGAAGUCUCCCGUUUAAACUUAGAGAAAGAAAAAGUUAAACUUAGACGUUUAGAGUUAGAAGCAGAGACUAAAAACGAGAAUAAAGAAAAAUUAGAGAAACCCGAAGUCAGGGUACAGAGGGCUGCUGCAGAAGAGAACAUGAAACAAGUGAAAUGCUACAGAUGCAACCGAAUGGGUCAUAUGGCAAAGGACUGUCCACUAAUAGAAUUUGGUGCCUGGUUUUGUUACUACUGCCAGGAAGUACGAGGUCACAAGGGUGAUAAUUGUCCGAGUGCCGAAGCCCAGGCGAACAGAGCUAGAGGAAAAAGGUAUUUAAAUAAAACCGUUAAUAAAAACAUAAAGAAAAAGAGUAGAUUUGUGCAAAAAGGCACAAAAAGAGUAGAUAACAAAGGGAAAAUAACCAAGAUACAACCAGCUGAGAAACCUAUAUCAACGAAAACAGCAAAUAAAGGAGAAUCAGAAGAAG